AUGCUGAUGUGUAUACAGCAAGUCUUAAGGGUAAUCGCCACCCUUUCUGGAAACAACGAUUUCGACUUAUGGGUGACUAUGCAAGUAUGCUUCCUUUCUUGUCUGAAUCACUAUUAUCAUAAUUCUUCAUAA
Haemonchus placei is the source of this 132-nucleotide messenger RNA. NCBI's taxonomy places the organism in Eukaryota, Metazoa, Nematoda, Chromadorea, Rhabditida, Trichostrongylidae. The record is from the annotation of a GenBank genome assembly.